AUGGCUACUACCAGAGAUGAGCCGCAGCUGCAACCUCUACACAUCCUCUUCCUCCCGUACUUCGCUCCGGGGCACCUAAUUCCGGUGACCGACAUGGCCGGCCUAUUCGCUGUCCGCGGCGCCAGGUGCACCAUCCUCACUACACCUGUCAACGCCGACAUCAUCCGUCCGGCCGUCGACCGCGCCAACGCCGCCAAUCUCCACGGCGUCGGCUCCCAACCCGUCAUCAUCUCCGUCCUGCCUUUCCCCGACGUCGGGCUCCCGCCGGGCAUGGAGAACCUCAAGUCCGUCACCCCAUCACACGGAGUAGAGUACCAUGUCAAGUUCGUCCAGGCCACGCAGCUUCUGCGCGAGCCCUUCGACCAGUUCCUGGCCACCACCCGCCCCCGUGUGGACGCCGUCGUGUCCGACAUCUUCUUCCCCUGGUCCACGGACUCCGCCGCGGCGCACUGCAUCCCGCGGCUCGUGUUCCUCAGCAGCAGCGUGUUCGCCCGCUCGUGCAGCGAGACCAUGCUGCGCAACAACCCGCUGAAGACGGCGAACUGCCCCGACGAUCCUGACGCCCUGGUUUUGUUGCCGGGGCUGCCGCACCGUGUGGAGCUGAGGUGGAGCCAGAUGCUGGACCCCGCGACGCGGCCGCUGGAGUGGGCGUUCUACCAGAGCAGCAAGGCCGCCGACCAGAGGUGCUUCGGCGAAGUGUUCAACAGCUUCCAUGAGCUGGAGCCCGAUUACGUGGAUCACUUCCACGCGAGGCUCGGCCGCCGCGCGUGGCUCGUCGGGCCGGUCGCGCUAGCCACCGAGGACAUGGCUCCUGCGACAGGCAGAGGUAGUCCUUCCAACGCGCACUCGCCCGACGUGGCGGCCGAAAGCUUGCGGUGGCUAAACACGAAGCCGGCCGGCUCGGUGGUGUACGUCUCUUUCGGCACGCUCACCAGUUUCUCCCAUGCUGAGCAUCGCGAGAUCGCCAGUGGCCUCGACCUCUCCGGCAAGAACUUCGUGUGGGUGCUCAGUGGCAGCGACGACGACCGGUCGGAGUGGAUGCCUGAAGGCUUCGCCGAGCUGACCGGCAACAACGACCGCCGCGGCUUCCUCGUACGAGGGUGGGCGCCGCAGACGCUCAUCCUGAGCCAGCCGGCGCUGGGUGGGUUCAUCACGCACUGCGGCUGGAACUCGGUGCUGGAGGCCUUGAGCGCCGGCGUGCCGAUGGUGACAUGGCCGAGGUACGCCGACCAGUUCUACAACGAGAAGCUCGUCGUGGAAGUGCUAAAAGUGGGCGUCAGCGUCGGCGCCAAGGACUAUGCGUCGUGUAUGGAGACCCAUGAAGUGAUCUCUGGCGAGGUGAUCGCUGGAUCCAUCACCAGAUUGAUGGGAGGUAGUUUGGAGAGCGAGAACAUACGGAAGAAGGCUGAGGAGCUCCGUGUGAAGGCGAGGACCGCGGUGGAGAAAGGUGGAGGUUCCUACAAUGAUGUUGGGCGGCUGAUGGACGAGUUGAUGGCCCGUCGGAGUGCUGUCAAAGUGGGAGAAGAGAUCAAUGGAUUUUGA
This is a messenger RNA of Lolium rigidum, 1542 nucleotides long. RefSeq names its product UDP-glycosyltransferase 73B4-like. Lineage: Eukaryota; Viridiplantae; Streptophyta; Magnoliopsida; Poales; Poaceae. The record is from RefSeq and is a predicted model, not a curated record. The transcript has 2 exons. The coding region runs from base 1 to 1542 and encodes 513 amino acids. Gene Ontology annotation, molecular function: UDP-glycosyltransferase activity.